UGCUUCCACUGUCGGUCUGUGCUGCUAGCUUCGCUAGCUCGCUUGCUAGUCUGAAUAUUAAGUUGACAGGUCUGUUCCAGCCAACAAAUACAUGCAUUUGCGCACAAUCACACUUCUCAACGCCAACUUAGACAUGUUUUCCCUGCUGAGAUUCUGAGGCAUGUCCUCCUUUUUUAACAAGCAAGAUAAGGAACUUUUUUUACACGUCAGCUCUUCAGUUUUCUUGACUGUCAGCUAACGGCUAUCAGUGCUGCAAUGGGUUCCAAUGAUUGAUGACUUCGACUAAUGUCAAAGCAGUGUGGCAGGAGGGGGAUGCAUGCCUGGCUCCCUGCCCCGAAGAGGGCACCUUACGAGAAGGAACCAUCCUGAAACUCUUCUCCGCCCCUCACACUGUCACCACAGCUCUCGUGAGAUACACUGGUCACUGCAAUGUUAGUGACCAAGGAGAGGAGAUGGAGGAGAAAGAAGAGAUCGUUCCCAUUUCUGAGCUCCAGGGGCCAAGCACUGACUGUUUUGAGAGAGAACGGUCCACUCAGGAGAAGCCACUCUUCCACAGCAGUAGUUUAAGCACUCCUGGUUCCUCUGAGCCCUUGAUACUGUCUCAGACUGGGGAUAAAGUCCCCUACACCAUCAACAGGUACCUGAGGGACUACCAGAGAGAAGGCAUCCAGUUCAUCUACCACAGCUAUGUCCAGUCCAGAGGCUGCAUCCUGGGAGAUGAUAUGGGUCUGGGGAAGACCAUUCAGGUUAUUGGUUUCCUGGCUGCUUUAUUACAUAAAACAGGAACUGGGGAAGAUAUAGAAAACAACAGACCUCAGUUUCUAUUGACACAGGCCACCUCAAAAAACUGUAGACCUAAAAAGGCCUUCUUGAUCGUGGCCCCCCUGUCGGUGCUCUAUAACUGGAAGGAUGAGCUGGAGACGUGGGGGCACUUCCAGGUGGUGGUAGUGCACGGGCUGCACAAGGAAGAGGAGCUUACCAGGGUGAGAAGAGGCCGCUCCGAGAUCGCCCUAACCACCUAUGAGACCUUGAGACUCGGCCUUGACCAGUUCAACAGCAUAGACUGGUGUGCUGUGAUAGUGGAUGAGGCCCACAAAAUCAAGAACCCCAACUCCCAAAUCACUCACGCCAUGAAGAGGCUGAGAUGCCAGGUACGAGUGGGUCUCACCGGCACCAUCCUACAGAACAACCUGGAUGAACUGUGGUGUGUCAUGGACUGGGCCAUCCCUGGUUGUCUUGGCAGCCUGGGCCAUUUCAAGAACAAGUUCUCAGACCCCAUUGAGCAGGGACAGAAGCACACUGCAACCAAACGUUCCCUAGCGACAGGGAGGAAGGCGGUCCGGGCCCUGGCCAGGAAGCUCUCCCAUUGGUUCUUGAGGAGGACCAAGGCUCUGAUUAGUCAACAGCUUCCCAAGAAGGACGACAGAGUAGUGUACUGCUCUCUGACAGAGUUCCAGCAGGCAGUCUACAGGACAGUGCUGGAGUCGGAGGACGUCUCCCUGCUAUUGCGCUCGUCUGAGAAGUGCAGCUGUGGCAGUGGACGCACUCGCAGGAAAUGCUGCUACAAGGUGAACAGGGAUGGCGUGGAGGUCAGCUCUCUGUACUUCAGCUACCUAGCCAUUCUCAGGAAGGUUGCCAAUCACGUCGCCUUACUUCAGAGCACAGCAGACACCAGCAGCAAACAGAAGAAGUAUGUGAAUGCUAUCUGCGAGAAGGUGUUCCAGAAGUUUCCUGACUUUAUUCAGAGGUGCAAGCAUGAAUCCUUUGAGGCUAUGUCAGACCCCAUGUACAGUGGUAAGAUGAAGGCCUUGCAGAAGUUACUGAAACAUUACAUGCAAAGGAAAGACAAGGUCUUACUCUUCUCCAUGUCCACCAAGCUAUUGAACGUUCUGGAAAGCUACUGUAUGGCCGAGGGUCUGGACUACAGCAGGCUGGAUGGUAACACCAAGGCCCGCGACAGGAUGACGGUCGUGAAGAACUUCAACAGUCGCCCUGACAUCAACAUCUGUCUGGUGUCCACCAUGGCGGGCGGUCUGGGGCUGAAUUUUGUGGGGGCUAAUGUGGUGGUUCUGUUUGACCCCACCUGGAACCCUGCGAACGACCUGCAGGCGAUAGACAGGGCGUACCGUAUAGGCCAGUGCAGGGACGUGACGGUGCUCAGGCUGAUCUCUCUGGGGACAGUGGAGGAGAUCAUCUACCUGAGGCAGAUCUACAAGCAGCAGCUGCAGUGUUCGGUCGUUGGCAGGGAGAGUGCCCGACGCUACUUCGAGGCGGUGCAGGGGGCGGGUAACCAGAAGGGGGAGCUGUUUGGGGUGAACAACCUGUUCAGACUGCAGACCCAGGGGACCUGCCUGACCCGACAGAUACUGGAGAGAGAGGGCCAAGUGGAGGUGGGCGUGAUGACGGCGAAAACGCAGAUACGGGAAGAGAGGGAGGAAGCGGAGGAGGAGAGGAGAGAGAGCGGGCCAGGGGGUACAGCCGGGGGCCCCUCGGAGCCCCGCGGAGGGGGGGCCGGACCCUCCGGGGCCGUGCUGGACUUCAGCAGCUGCAGCGAGGACGACGACGCGGAGGCCGGGAAGCGGAGGACGGCUCCCCAGCCCAGAGCAGGAGAGGACGGCGGGACCCCUCCCGGGAAAAGAAGCCUGCUCCUCCAGCACGACUUCUCCAGGCUGCCCCCGGGGCCAGAGGUCGAGGGGGGAGCCGGGUCGUCCGUGUCGGACGGCAGUCUGAGUGAGGAGGGGGAGCAGGUGGAAGGCAGGGGCUGCGAGGCGGUCCGGGGCGGAGCGGGGAGGAAGGAAGGAAGGAAAGGAGAGGAUGGCGAUGAGGACUCUACCUGGGACGUGUCUUCUGGCAGCGGGAGAGAGGAUGGAGGGAGCGGCAGGAUAGAAAAGGCGGGGAAGGCCCAGACUCCUAGAUCCCUGUCUGAAGAGAGCGAUGACCUCGGAGGAAAGACUGGUGGCCCUAGCGGUCCGAAACCCGGGAUGAAGAGGGUUAGACUCUCAUCGUCGGGCAGGGACGGUCUCGUCAAGGCCAAAACGACAGUUCCCCGAAUGCAGCCGAUCGAGUUUCACUCGGACGAGUCUGAGGACCUGGGCUCGGAGACUCGAAAGGAACCCGUUCUGCAGAACGAGGCCACCAGGUCCAGACACACCGAGGACAUCGAGACCUUCACCUCCUCGGAGGAGGAAACCUCUCCUAUCAAGAGAAGGAGAUCCUCAGCCUGCCUGGCCUCGUCUCCGCCGAGAGACCAGCCCAGGACGCACAGGCGAGCGCACACGCCGAGAGCAGACGGGCGGGAAGACGGCCCUGGCCCGUCUAGACGGACUGCCAGACCCUCGGUCUCCUUCACCAGCCUGAGACACAAAGAUGGUCAUCGCACCACCCCAGGAGACCAAGGAGCCCCUGAUGGAACCAUAGACCACGUCUUGGGUGGUCUGCAAGAAGUGGUGUUCACCCACUCUAACCAGCGGGUGGUGGGCGGGAGCAAGGCCGAGGAGCGAAUCAGCAGAGCCGCCCUCCGCGACGUGUUCGUACGCAAGGUGCACUCGCAGCUCCCAGCCAAUCAGGUCCCGGACAGCCAGGGGGAGUCCCAGUGGGAUGAGCCGUCCCCUCCGAGCCCGCCCUUUGGGGUGAGAGAUGACGCAGCCCACAGGCCGAGGGGGGAGGGGCGUACUCCAGAUCACCCCGUCACACACACCGCCCGGAGCACCCACCCCACCCCACGCGCCACCUUCAUCGUCGGAGAGACCCCUGCUGCAGUCCGUAGGCAGCAGCUGGAGGCAAUGGCGACUGCGUGCGGAGCAGAGUCGGCCCUGAAAUUUGCAGAUGAAGUUCUGAGGCGCACUUCAGCCCAAAGGCUUUCUCAGCUACGACACUACUACAGCUCCCAGGGUUCCCAACUAGCAGCCGUUGUUAGGGAAAACUAUCCAGAACCUGAGAGCGCCCGGCCCAAACCUGAGGAAACAUCCCGUCCCUCUACCUCCUCGUCAUCUUCUCUGAAGCACCGGAAGAGUUCCAAGAGGAGCCACAAGGGGGAUAAAACCCCCCACUACGCUGUUCCAGAAUACUCCAGAGAGGUUCUGACCCCUGAGGCAGAGGAGGAGGAGAAAUGCCAUGAGGCUAAAGGAGAGAAAAAGGUUCAAAGGAGGGAUUUGGGUUCUCAAACCCUUAGAACUGCUGCUAGCUCCUCCAGUCCAUUCCAGCCCAAAGGCAGCGGUGCUUUGGGGCUUGGGGAGUCGGACACUGACCUGGACCCCCGAGACAGACCUCCUCCAUCCUCUCAGGUUGCCAGGGAGGCCGAGGCUGUGAACGUGCAGAGGCCCGCCACCCCGCCCUGCUGGAAGGUUCUCACAGAGCUGAUAGGAGACACCUCCAUCUUGGACGAUCUGUUCAGAACCAAACCCAGGACCACUGAGCAGAGACGGCCCCACGAAUCGCCCACAACGCGGGCCGUCACCGUGGUUACCCCCCAACGCGCCCCCCCACCCCUCUCCCAAGCUGACCCCAAGCCUCCCUCGCCCCCCGUCGGUUCUCCUCUGUCGCACACUCCCUCGACGCCCUCGCCCGGGCGCACCUCACGCCCUGUCGCACCGCCCUCGCACGCCGUCGCGGCCCCCCGGCGUCCGCGCGAGAGGUCGACGGGCAGCCGCAAGGACUUCUGGGACAUCCUGAGCGAGGGGAACGAGGAGAGCAUCAACAGACUGACGGACCUGGCCGAGGUGGAGAGGGUGUGUGGAAGGACCAAGGUCCCUGCCGAGGCCCGGAGAGGAGAGCAGCGUGGGAGCGCGGCCCUGUGGAAGAGCAACGACAGGUUUCUGUGGAAAAAAUGAAAGGGCGUGCGACUGGCGGUCUCGCGAAAGACUGUUUUGCUCUCGAGUUCGAAACGGAACAUAACGAUAUCGCCAUCUCUCCACAAAGUGCAAUCCUGCAUAAAAUCUUGACUAUUUAUUCUCUUCAAUGGUUGAUUUUAGCUAUUUUUUUACGCAGCAGAGUGUUUUUUUACUGUAUUAAAGUGCAAAGAGUGCUCUUUCUCUCCCGAUGGUAAUCAAAACUAUUCAAACUGGAGUUGUAUCUAAUCAGCCAAACUUAAUUGUUUUUACAGGUCCAUACUUGGAGGCCACAGAAACUAACCAUUGUUUUUGGAAUUAAACUUUGUUGU
Molecule: messenger RNA, 5158 nt
Organism: Osmerus eperlanus (European smelt)
Lineage: Eukaryota; Metazoa; Chordata; Actinopteri; Osmeriformes; Osmeridae
Gene: ercc6l2
Product: excision repair cross-complementation group 6-like 2
Exons: 20
Coding region: 273-4829 (1518 amino acids)
Molecular function (GO): ATP binding; ATP-dependent chromatin remodeler activity
Source: RefSeq, a predicted model, not a curated record